AUGCCAAAGAUAAUCCCAGGGCCCCUGAGCGAGAAGCAUGGAGAGAUUGACCAGGUCGAAAAAGUCCACGUUGGAACUCGCAUCAACGAAGCGUACGACUUUGCCUCGAGGCCAGAGGAAUGGCAUCAGGAGUACACCAAGAAGCUCCUACGCAAGAUUGAUCUUCGGCUUCUCCACAUGUUGAGCUUGAUGUUCUUGAUGAGCUAUCUCGACAGAAGCAACCUCGCCCAGGCGCGUCUUGCUGGACUUGAGGCAGACUUGGGCCUGGUUGGAACCCAAUUUAACACGUGCACAUCAAUCUUGUUCGUGGGCUAUCUCGUCAUGCAACUCCCGUCCAACCUCAUUCUUACUCGGGUAAAACCAUCAAUCUACCUGCCUGCUGGUAUGUUCCUCUGGGGCGGUAUCAGCGCGGCCCAAGCUGGCGUGAAUAGCUACGGCGGUCUGUUCGCCUGCCGUUUCUUGCUUGGAUUUGCAGAGGCACCCUACUUCCCCGGAGCGGUCUUCUUGAUGUCGACUUGGUAUACACGAAGCGAGCUUUCCAAGCGCUAUGCAGCUUUUUACGCCGGACCAGCCUUGGCCAAUAUGUUCGGUGGCCUGAUCGCUGCGGGCGUGCUCAAUUCCUUGGAAGGUCAUGCGGGCCUUCGAGCUUGGCGCUGGCUGUACGUGAUCGAAAGUGUCGUUACCGUUGGCCUGGCAGUGAUUGCCUUUUUCGUGCUGCCCGACUUCCCACAGAGUACCAAAUGGUUAUCCGACGAAGAGCGGGCAUAUGCCAUGUGGAGAAUUGCCAACGACAUCGGAGAAGAAGAAGAAGACACCAAGGAGCCAACAAUGAUGCAAGCCGUCUGGCUUGCCGUUUCCGACUACCGCACAUGGAUGUUCGUUGCCAUGCAGCAUUGUGUCUUGUUGGCGCAGACUGUCACGUUUUUCUUCCCGAGUAUUGUUCAAACUCUGGGAUAUGACAGUGUUACCACGCUGCUCCUGACGUGCCCCGUCUGGGUGGCAACCUUCAUCGCGACCAUGCUGAACGCUUACUCGGCAUCCCGAUACAAGGAGCGCUGUCUCCACAUCGUUAUCCCGAUGUGUGUCACCAUCGUUGGCAACGUCAUGGUUAUAACUGUCACGGCGCGCGGUCCACGGUUCUUCGCUAUGUUCCUCAUGGCAAUGGGUGCGCAGUGCUGCUUCAUGGUUGUUCUUACUUGGAUAUCGAACACUUUCCCACGCCCGUUGAGUAAACGUGCUGCGAUUAUCGCCAUUGUCAACCUAAUCGGGAACGCAUCGAACAUCUACGGGAGCUACCUUUAUCCGUCUACGGCUGCCCCUAUGUACGUCAACGCAGGAGCCACAGUCGCUGUUCUGAGUUUUGUUUGCAUUCUCCUGGCCAUUGUCAUGCGAUUCGCUCUCAAGCACGAGAAUAAAAAGAUCGGUGCCAUGGCUGUACAUCCCGAACAUGAUUAUCACCAAGAUCCGGCAAAUGCCGUGGAUAGGUACAAAGGGGACCAGCAGAGGAUGGUGCUUUACCAGAGACAGUUCAGAUAUAUGUAUUAG
Molecule: messenger RNA, 1545 nt
Organism: Pseudomassariella vexata
Lineage: Eukaryota; Fungi; Ascomycota; Sordariomycetes; Amphisphaeriales; Pseudomassariaceae
Product: allantoate permease
Exons: 8
Coding region: 1-1545 (514 amino acids)
Biological process (GO): transmembrane transport
Cellular component (GO): membrane
Molecular function (GO): transmembrane transporter activity
Source: RefSeq, a predicted model, not a curated record